UUAUUUUGAUCAAUAUAAGUUAACUUUCAGGCUAAUGCAAAUACACAUUCGAGUGUAAAUAGAUUAUAUUGCACAGGAUUGAUAUUCGCCAGAUUUAAAACUUAAAUAAUACAACUGCCUUAUAUGGUACAUAUGCGACACACCUCUUGCGAACUAGCGGGAUAUUUAUCUACUUUUGUAGUGGACUGAACCAAGUAAAGCGACAGCGGGACUAAGUAUUUGGGUGGACUGUGUGGAAUUUUCAUUAAUUUGUACAAUUUUUGAGAUAUAAAGGUAUCCUUGAAGUGUUAAAAUAGACAUUAUGGCAACAACAACACCAGUGGCCCCAGAACAUGUGAAAUUAAUGGGUGAUAUUAGUAAAGGAGCUGAUUUGAAACAUGUUCAACCAGUAGAGAAAAACCCUUUACCAUCACAACAAGAUGUUGUUCAAGAGAAAGCUCAUCAAGAGUUUUUAGAAGGAGUUAACAAGUUUGAUUCAUCUAAAUUAAAUCAUGCUGAAACACAAGAAAAAGUUGUACUGCCAGAUACAAGCACUAUUGUUAAAGAAAAAACAGAAAAUGAAUUAAGAGAGAGAAUUGGUUCUUUUAAUAAAAGCGAAUUGAGUCAUACAGAAACUGUAGAAAAAGUUGUCCUGCCCAACCAAGAAGAUGUACAAACUGAAAAACAACAUCAACAGUUUUUGGAUGGAGUGAGUACGUUUGACCCAUCAACAUUACAACAAACAGAGACUAAAGAAAGGAUAAUUUUACCUGAUACUACUAUGUUAGCUGAAGCCAAACAUGAACAAGAACAUUGUGAUCAUAUUAAAAAAUUUAAUCGAAGAAGUUUGAAGAGAACAGAAUCUAUUGAGAAGAAUAUUUUACCCGAUGCUCAGAUCAUCCAGCAAGAAAAACAAGAAGCCGAAAUGAGAAAUUCUAUUGAAGGGUUUUCAAGAAACAGUUUAAAGAAGGCAAAUAUGGUUGAGAAAAAUGUCCUUCCAUCCAAGGCUGAGAUCGAAAAAGAGAAAAAUGCAAAAGCCUGAAUGGGAAUAUUUCCAGCAUGUUUACAAGAUAGUGAUAGCAGUAGGCAACACACUACUUGAUACUACCUGAUAUAUUGUAUAUAGACACUAGUUACUCUGCUAUAUAAGUUUAUAUAUGUCAAUAUGUUAUUCCAAUGUUAUUAUAUAAUAUCAUAUAGAAAUCUACAGCUUCUCAACCUUUUUUUUAUGCAACUUUCUACUUUAUUUUGUUAUGUAUAUUAUACCUAGUUUUUAUUAUUAUUAUCUCUUACUCUUGUUAAAAAUAAUUGAGUUGAUUUGUUAGUAUAGAAUUAAUAUCAAUCGACAAGUUAAUGACAGUUAAUAACACUUUGGAUCCAAAUUCUAUAUUAUGCUUUACAUUCAAUUACUUCAUAUGUAAAUCUAAACAUAUCAAUUACCCAUGGCUUUUACUCUUUACUGUAGGCUGAAUUGUUAUUUUGUUAAUUUAAGACCAUUGAUAAAUCCUCAGAAAGAGCUUGAUUUUUGAUAUUUCAAUUUCAAUUUAAGAAUACAUUAGUAACCAGUGCUGCAAAUAUGAUUUACUCACAAAUAUACAGCUUAUUACUCUCACCAUAAAGCUCACGUCUAAUGAUUGAUCUUGCAUUCCAGAUUAUUGUCUUCCAUUAAAGAAAUAACAUAACUAUACAUUACAUAAGUAUAUAUAUGUUAACAAGACAUAUAUCAAUGAAGUAGUCAUAUUUUGGACAAGAAAUUUGAUAAAGUUGGGUUGUAAUUUAUAUGAUAUCAGAACCUAAUCUAAUCAAAAUGUCAUUUUAUAUUCCCCCCCCCCCCCCAAUUUUUUUUACAUGAAAUUAACCCACAAAAAUCUAAUUGUUGUGUUGUCUUCUGUAUAAAGACUGCUUAACAUGAAUACUUGAAAAUAUGGCUGUCAUUGGGAAAGGGACCAAGUAAAUUGGUAUAUGUAUCUUAGCAACAAUUUGUGUUUUUUUCCAUAUUCUAAUUCAAUAUUGAAAAAAAAAAAAUCAAUUUCUUUAUUUUACUUUACUUGUGUUAGCUGUUUCUUUGUGAAAUAUUCUGUAAUUGUAUAUAAUUCCAAUGAUCAAAAUAAUUCAUAACCAUAAUCUUUAACAUUAAUCAUACUAUUCGGUGCUUUAUUUUAUAAUCACAUGUUCACGUUUCUGUGGUAUAGUGUACCUUGCCAGUAUUGACUUUGUUUCAUUAAUGUGCUAAGCUAGUCCUAAUAUUUACACUGGUAUAGCCUUACCUGUCAGCUUUUGUUGUUUGUUAUUAUUAUUUUUCUUUAUAUAGUUUACCAAUCUCCCUUACUUUAUAUAACAAAUUAAAAAAUGUGAUGUUUAUCGAAAGUUAGAUUUUUGUAGAAAGCUAACAUAUUCAACAUUUAGCUAUGGCUGAUUUAAAUGUGUUUACCUCAUAGAUUCAGACACCAUUUUGUUAUAAUAUGCAGUGGUGAAAUUAAUAUUAAAUCCCAUGAUGAUGUACUACAAUGUUGAAUCAAAAAUCAUAUGAACAGUAAUGGGAGAUUGAAUCAUUAGAUUUUUUAGGCUUUAUUUUGUUGUUUGCCUCUGUUUACUUCAAAUUUUUAGUUUCCAAAUAGUAUGUACGUAUUUUGAUGUUUAAUGACAACUUAUUUAGAUAUUGAAUUAGGCUUAGCUCUGUUAAUUUGUUUUUUGUCUUAAGUUGUAUAGCCAUGACCAGGUUGAUAAAUGUGUCCCAAGCUAAGGAUAAUGUCUUUAUUUAUAAACUUUUUUUAAGAUAAAAAAAAAUUCAAAUUUUUAGUUAAUGAUGAAUGAAACAUAUAAAUUAUCAGUAUUAAGACUAUGCCUAUAAAACUUGAUUCAGAAUUGAGAAGUAAUUAACAUAAAGAAAGAUUUUAUUUUAGCUUUAACUGAAAACCUAUUUUAUUGGUUGGUAUCUUGGAUGAGGUGAGUUCUAAAUGGGACUAGUAGGCUAUGUUUUUAUGAUCAACUCUCACAAUAAUCAUAUUUUGGACUAUAUUAAUACAAUGCUUUAUGCUUUAAAAAUGUUAUUGUAAAAUAAAAGAAAUUUAUAUCCCUGUAACUGUCCUAGUUAAACAACCUUGUUUCUAGAACUGGACAAAGUAAUAUUUACCGUUCACAACAAUAAGACUCAAACAUUUUAUUCUAUUGAAUUUUUGUGUAUGAAAUAUUAUCUUUGUGAUUCAAGGCCCUUAAUAUGAAAUUAUUUGGUUAAUAAUAGAACAUUAAACUAUUCAUCCUGGCUAUUUAUAGUUAUAAGAUUAUAUCCACCUUAAAGGUACACAAACUUUGGUGUAUUCAAUUUAUCACCUUUUAUUAAGUUCAGGAAGAUGUAUACAGCUUUUACUUUAUUAAUGCUUUGUUUCCCUUUAUAUGUUCGCAUAUAGCAAUGUUCAUCAGUUUAUAAAUAAAUAAUAGUCAACCACAAAAGAA
Messenger RNA from Patella vulgata (common limpet), 3432 nucleotides. RefSeq names its product thymosin beta. Gene Ontology annotation, molecular function: actin monomer binding. The transcript has 8 exons. NCBI's taxonomy places the organism in Eukaryota, Metazoa, Mollusca, Gastropoda, Patellidae. The coding region runs from base 302 to 1021 and encodes 239 amino acids. The record is from RefSeq and is a predicted model, not a curated record. Gene Ontology annotation, biological process: actin filament organization. Gene Ontology annotation, cellular component: cytosol.